AUAACCGGGGAUUGGAACUCCUUAACAUUCAACGUUCUGACUUCUAGAACCUCGAAUCACCCAUGUUAGAAGACACCGACACGAGUGGACCUCGUCCUGUCUCUUGUAAACGCGCUCCCUCGGCACUUUUCCACUUUGUGCUUGACUGAAACAAAAGUUUGAGGUGCUUUAGACGUAUGCUCUUAGAUAUUCACUAGAACUUCCACUCACUUUUCUCCCGAGAUUGAAACCACCUCACUCGUUCUAUGCACCAGUCAGAAAGUCCAGUAGCUCGGCAGUACCUCUCUCUGGGCUUGAUUACAGGAAAGAUUACAGGAAGAAGGCUGGCUGUCGACUGACGACUGACGACUGACUAAGACCUCCAUACGAGGAACUCUACAUCCGGAAUCGUUCACAUAGGCAAGGUGAACAAAAAGCGGAGUCGAAGGUACGCUCGAGAUCAUUGUUUACGGGAUAACAAGCAAGCUUGACAUCAUUGGCAAGCAGACGUAAGUUCUUUACCAUGUCAAAUGAGGUUGGUGUUCGUCAGUGAGCUCGUUGCGCUUGUUCAAUGUUUUGAGUUAAUUAAUGCUCGAGGCUGAGAGACCCGCUGAGAUACGGGCUGCAUGAUACUGGCAGGGAAUUUUUUUUAAUAGGAAAAAUCACCUAAGGCCAGAAGACUGGAGAGAUAUGACAUGCUAUUCUCAUGCCAGUUUUGAUUAUCGAUCGUCGUGAGAAAUCCGAUUUUCCUCCCGUAGAUUGCCCAAAUGGUCCACCUUGACCGGUGACAGCAUUAUUUUAGGCCUGCACAGCCUGACAUGCUUGAGAACAACACGUAUGAGCUUACACACAAGUCUUAGAUCAGUAAUCUGCUUUUGCUUUGUCCACUCAGCUUUUCCCAUUGUUCGGCGAGUGUGCAACCAUUCGUCGCUCCAUUCCAUUUGGUUGCCUCGAAAAGAGCUUUCUGACAGGCGCGCUCUUUCUUGGUUUUCCUCCGAUACGUUUGAAACCCAAAGUUGCAGAAACGCGUGCUCUGAGAUGCUCAAAAUCAGGUGAAGAAAUCUGAAAACGUGCAGACCUUCAUUCUUAGACUACCCAAUGGCAACGAGUUUUGCUUCCCGAAAGACCUGCCCGGCUCUGAACGCAUGGUUUAAGCAAAUAGCAAAUUCCACUGACUCGUGUCGGAGCUUGAGGUACUUUUUCACCUUGCUCUCUGUGAGGUCUCUCAACCGUUACAAAAUCUCCUCUGGCGUCGAUGAUUGGAGUCCACCUAACAAUAGCUGGUUCUUUAAUUUUAUUAGCAGCUGCUUGUACGGUGAGGCAAGAAAAACGUGCAGUCUCGCAGCUCAUGACCAAGUAGAUAAAAUAUUAUGUAAGCAACUGGAGAAUUCAUCAGUUCUUAUGUACUUAACAACGAGUUUCGAGCAAGCAGUUUGCAGAUAAGCUCCCCUCGUUUACGCGGUGAGUUCGUCAAAGCCUGCAGCCGAAGCAAGUUUGUGCUAUUAAGCUUCAGAUACAUGUAACAUGAUUGUUUUCUUAAUGACAAUAAUCUGAGGACAGCAGCGUGCUUUUUAAGAACCACGCGACACAGAAGGAUGCAACCGGGGGAUUGAGGUGACAGUUCGGGUUACGUUGACAUGGAGAUAUUUUUGAAACAGUAAACAAAGAUUGCUGUUUCAGGCAAUCAUGGAUUUCAAGUGCUGUGUAUCCAAGCGUCGAGCUCAUUUGCUUUUAGUGCCUCUGGAUUCCCAAAGUCAUUUUCCUACAUUCCGUCAGUUGUUGUACUACCUGGCUGACAAAAGGUACAAUGGUGUUAUAGUGACAGUUAUAACCACCCAGCAGCGUGUGCAAGAGCUCUCAAAACUGCGGAGCAGAGGUGACUUCAAUGGGUUGGAUUUGCGGCUUCAGGAGGUUUUUGGGAAAUCCCGUAUUGCCCCAAAUGUUAUAACCAAGGUUUCAGCUUACUGUGAACAACGGAAGCAGGAAUUCAAGACUUACCAGGAAAAGUUGGUGCAGUCCAAGAAUGACGCGGAGUCACCUUCUUGUAUAAUUUCUGACAUGUUCCUAUGCUGGCUUCAGGAAACAGCGGAGAAAUUGGAGAUCCCCUGGUACCCUGUAAUUGCGACAGCUUCCUGGUAUACUUUGAGCUGCAUGAAAGGACCGGAUAUGAAAAGGGAAGGAUUCUUUCAACUAAACACAUCAGAGAAAAUAAAUCUUGCAGUUCCUGGUCUUGAAUUUUCUCGAAGUUCAGACUUUCCUUCGGACGUGUUGGAACUUGAAGAUUUUUUUACGUGCCAUUCACAAAGGUUAGCAAAGGCAUGUGCUAUUCUGGUAAACACAGCGGAAGAACUCGAUGCACCGACUGGAGGGCUGAACGGUCUUCGACUCCAAGUUGAGAAGAUGGCCAUGGCCAUGGCGGGGCAUCGGCAGGUGCCAAGAGUCUUUGCUGUAGGUCCAAUGGUGAGCAUUCCAGGAUUUUCGAGCGUGCCGCAGUCUAAAUUAACGCCACUGCAAGGUUUCAAUGAUCACACAUUUGAGUGCCUGCAAUGGCUGGACAAGCAACCUACCUCUUCAGUUCUAUACAUUGCAUUCGGGAGCGUUAUAGAAAUUAGUUCCGAGGAAACGGUGGAGCUAGCGUACGCCUUGGAGAUCACCAACGUUAAGUUCUUAUGGGUUCUCAAGGCCUCUUCGUCAACUCCUCUCUCAAAGUUGCUUCCUCCAGGUUUUGAAGCCCGAACGAAGAAAAGAGGUUUUACUACAAGCUGGGCCCCGCAGACUCAGAUCCUGAUGCACGCGUCCAUCGCUGGUUUUAUGACUCAUUGCGGUUGGAACUCAAUCCUAGAGGGGCUUUGCUCUGGAGUUUCCUUCAUCGCUUGGCCUCUAGCGAACGAUGAGCAACAAAAUGCCCGGUUUUUAGUGGACGUGGUGAAGGUAGGGCUGGAGAUAAAAAAUGCAGGAGAAGAUAACAGUCAAAUUAAAAGACAAGAACUGGGAAGGGUUAUUCAGCUACUUAUGUACGAAAAAGAAGGACAGGAGGCGAAGAGGAACUCUCUUCGGAUGAAAAAGUUGGUUGAAGCAGCUGUGCGAGAUGGUGGAUCAUCCUAUCAAGCUCUCCACUCAUUUCUCUAUGAAAUCACCGUUGGAAAGUGAAGCUUCUCGAUCACAUGUAAGACAUGCACAGAGUCUGACAAUUGCCUACGUUUAAACUGUCGGAACACUAUACAUACGGCAUCCAUGGCGUUUUCAAAUCACUAAUCUAUCUGAAUUUCAGACUACAAGACCAUGGACUUACACUUCUUGUCAUUAGAUUUUAUUGGCAGUACCAUAUAUAGUUCAUCAGUCAGGGUACUAAGUGCAAUGACAACCAUUUUUAUGACGGUUUGUAACACCAGUAUCUUGAGGCUACUUUUCAUUCAACCUUAUACUGUCAUGCAUAUGUUUCAGCAUAUAAAUCUUCGAGGAAA
This is a messenger RNA of Marchantia polymorpha subsp. ruderalis, 3443 nucleotides long. The record is from the annotation of a GenBank genome assembly. Lineage: Eukaryota; Viridiplantae; Streptophyta; Marchantiopsida; Marchantiales; Marchantiaceae.